Messenger RNA from Polypterus senegalus (gray bichir), 4586 nucleotides. Its product is annotated as zinc finger protein 184-like. Gene Ontology annotation, molecular function: DNA-binding transcription factor activity, RNA polymerase II-specific; RNA polymerase II cis-regulatory region sequence-specific DNA binding. Gene Ontology annotation, biological process: regulation of transcription by RNA polymerase II. The transcript has 5 exons. The record is from RefSeq and is a predicted model, not a curated record. Bases 256 to 3960 code for a protein of 1234 amino acids. Lineage: Eukaryota; Metazoa; Chordata; Cladistia; Polypteriformes; Polypteridae.
UGGUGUUUGAUUUCGUUACAAGACGGCUUCGGCAAUCUCACGAGGGACGAGUUUGCGCUUUCGGAGAUAAAACCAGAAAGAGACGAUGACAGGAAGAGUGGGCAAGGAGGACGACUGUCGGGAGCCACCUUCCUUGGCACAAUGCAGUGAUGUUUCUAAUGACCUCCAGGUCAGGACUAUCCAAGUGAGGAAGGAAUCGUAGAGGAGAAGAGAGGACCAGACACGGUGGGGGAGGUAAGAGUUUUACACGGAAAGAUGGCCUCAGCCAAACAGGAGGACCCGGAGGAAACACUGGAACACGUUAAACAAGAGGACUGUGAGUGGGGUGCCCCAGGGGAUUUGUGGGUGAAGUCAGAGUAUCGUGAGGGAGACGUUUUGGUUUUCGAAGAGGAGGAGCCCAAGAAGGAGAUUGUUGAGGUUAAAGUUGAGGAGUCGGAAGAUUUCUCAGUUAGUUUUGGACUGAAAAGCCACGAAACGGGGAAACCUUUCAAGGAGGAUGUUUGUGAAAAGUCUCACUCCAGUGUGCAGCCCUGGUUCACCGGCACUGGACAACUGGCUGCUCGGCAGACAUCGAUGGGGCUGAAAUCUGAGUCUGAAGAGAAAAUCGGUGAAAGAAAUGAGAGGAAAGCAGAUGAGCAGGAGGCGUGUGGGAGUUUGGGAAUGAAUUUCCAAGAGAAUGGCAGCAUCUUCCCGCCUUCAUUCGCUCAGACUUCUCUUCAGUGCAGACUUCAACACGAGCAGGACGAUGAGAAGAUGAAGAAAUCAACAAGUGGAUCGGAGAAUAUGUCAGCUGCCACUGUCCAGCGCAGUUCUCCUAGUACUGUCAAGCCAAUCCAGACAGAAGCAGUCAGUGCUGGCCAACGUCAAGUUAACAGUACAGAUCAAGAGUAUCUCGGCACCAUCCAAGACCGCAGAACAACUUUCAAAAGCAAAACGGACUGUAAAGGUAAGUCGAUUCAUAUGAGACAGAAGACAUAUGCCUGUUCUGAAUGUGUCAGAGUGUUUUCGUGCAGCAGCCAUCUUCAGGCACACAAAACGAUUCACUCUGGAGAAAAGCCCCAUUGCUGUCCAGAAUGUGGCAAACGAUUCUCACAAGUAAGCAACCUCAAGAGUCAUGUGAGAGUCCACACUGGGGAGAAACCUUACCGCUGUUCAGAGUGUGGCAGGCAGUUCUCCCAUAGGUCUACGCUUCAGACGCAUUUAAAGACUCACACUGGAGAGAGACCUCAUUGCUGUGUAGAAUGUGGGAAAAGAUUCUUACAAAUCAGCCAGCUUCAAAGCCAUAUCAGGCUUCACACUGGAGAGAUACCUUAUUGUUGUUCCGAGUGUGGGAAGAGAUUCUUACAGGCAAGCCACCUUAAGUGCCACAUGAGAACACACACCGGGGAGAAGCGUUAUACUUGUCUUGAGUGUGGUAAGCGAUUUUCAGACAGUGGCACCCUUCGCAGCCAUGAAAGAAUUCAUACUGGCGAGAAACCUUAUUGCUGUUCCGAAUGUGGCAAACAAUUCUCUUACAGUAGCAGUCUUAAGAAGCACACAAGAAUCCACACUGGAGAAAAGCCAUAUGGUUGUUCAGAGUGCGGCAAGCAAUUUUCCCAUAGGGCCAACCUUCAACGACACGUACGACUUCAUACUGGAGAAAAGCCGUAUGGCUGUGCUGAAUGUGGGAAACGAUUCUCUGACUGUAGUGGUCUUCAUAGUCACAGAAGAAUCCACACCGGAGAAAAGCCAUACUGCUGUUCCGAAUGUGGCAAACAAUUCUCAUUCAAUAGUAAUCUACGGCUGCAUGUACGAAUUCAUUCUGAGGAGAAGCUGUAUGUCUGUUCUGAAUGCGGUAAAGGGUUUUCCCAUAAAGGAAGUCUUCAGAAACAUGCAAAAAUUCACACCAGGGAGAAAGGAUCCUCCUUUGCCAGUUGGCACGGCCAUGCAGUGGGGGGGCCUAAUGGACCCCAGGCCAGGAAACUGUCUGCUGGAUGUGAGAAGGGAAUCAUAGGCGAGAACGGCAGACACUCGGGAGCAGAGAAGCGUUUUACACGGAGCAUGGCCUCGGCCAAAGAGGACGACGUGGAGGAAAGGCUUGCACACCUUAAACAAGAGGACUGUGAGUGGGGCGCACUCUGGGAUUUCUGUAUGAAGCUGGAGGACAGCGAGGGGAGGAUUUCAGAUGUUAAAGAGGAGGAGUGUGCGGGGGAGAUUGUUGAGCUUAAAGUCGAGGACUCCGAAGAUUUCUCGGUCAGUCUUGCACUGCAUAAGCAUGAAACUGGGAAUAUUGUCAAGCCGGGUGUUUGUGAGGAAUCUCAUUCCCAUUUACAGCCCUGGUUCACCAAUCCGGGGCAACUGCCCACCCACGCGAAGACUGGAGAAGUGAAAUCUGAGACGUCUGAUUUUGAUGGGGGAAUCGCUGAGGGAAACGGGAGAGAAGGAGAAGAAGAGCAGACGUCAUCUGGGAGCGCUGGAAUAAAUUUACAAGAGAAUAGCAGCUUCAUGGCAUCCUCAUCGGAUCAGACCUCUCUUCAGGAUGAUGAGAAGCAGAAGAAAUCAACAAGAGGAUCAGAGAAUCCGAGCCCAGCCUUUUUCCAGUGCCGCGCUUUUCCUGCGACUGGACACACACAGGUAGGAACCGCCAACACUGAGGAGGUGCAGACCAAAGAUCAAGAGGCUCUGUAUGCCUGCCAGGAGUGUGGAAACAUUUUCCAAACUAAAUCGGACUGUGACGACCACAAGGCGAUUCAUAUGAGACAGAAGCCGUAUGCUUGUUCUGAAUGUGGCAGACUGUUUUCGCACAAAAACAGUCUCCACAGACAUAAAAGAACUCACACGGGAGAGAAGCCCCAUUGCUGUCCAGACUGUGGCAAGCGAUUCUCCAGUAGCAGUGCCCUUCAGCGGCACACACACAUUCACACUGGAGAGAAGCCAUACAGCUGUGCCGAUUGCGGCAAAAGAUUUUCCAUUAAAAGCAGUCUCCAGAAUCAUGCAAAAAUUCACACUGGAGACAAACCUUAUGGCUGCCCUAAGUGUGGAAAAGGAUUCUCCGUAUUAAGCAGGCUUCAUAACCACUUAAGAAUUCACAGCGGAGAGAAGCCUUAUUGUUGUAGUGAGUGUGGAAAACGAUUCUUGCAAGUUGGCCACCUUCAGAGACACAUCCGAAUUCACACUGGAGAGAAACCUCACUGUUGCUCAGAAUGUGGGAAAAGGUUCUUACAAAUAUGCAAUCUUCAAAGGCAUAUCAGCAUCCAUAGAGGAGAGAAACCUUACUGUUGUACAGAGUGUGGCAAACAAUUCUUACAAGUGAGCAACCUACGGAGCCACAUCAGAAUUCACACUGGAGAGAAACCUCAUUGCUGUUCAGAAUGUGGCAAACGAUUCUCCAAAGUAAGUGCUCUUCAGAACCACACACGAAUACACACUGGGGAAAAACCAUAUAGCUGUUCUGAAUGUGGCAAACAAUUCUCACAAAUAAGCACCCUUCAGAGGCACUCUCGUAUUCAUACUGGAGAGAAGCCAUUUUGCUGCUCGGAAUGUGGCAAACGAUUCUCUGAUAGUAGCAGCCUUCAGAAGCACACAAGAUUCCACACUGGUGAAAAACCCUAUUGCUGUUCUGAAUGUGGUAAGCGAUUCUCUAAGAGUUGCAGCCUGCGAAGACACAUGAGAAUCCAUACCGGAGAAAGGCCAUAUUGCUGUUCUGAAUGUGGCAAAAGAUUCUCAAACCAUAGCACUCUUCAGAACCACUCUCGGAUCCAUACUGGAGAGAAACCAUAUGGUUGUUCUGAGUGUGGUAGACGAUUCUCUGAUCGUAGCGCUCUUCAGAAGCACACCCGGAUUCACACUGGAGAGAAGCCGUACCGCUGUUCCGAAUGUGGCAAGCGAUUUUCGCAAACAAACACUCUUCAUAGACACUUGGAAAUUCACACUGGACAGAAAUUAGUCCGAGAGGAGCCAUUUGUGGAACAAAAUAUCUGAAAUGUUUGUCAGUGGUGCUUGGAUCAACAGGUCUCAUCAAGGGGAAACACCAAGGCCCAUCUGGACAUCCACCCGAUUACCAUGACUUUAUGUGAUUUACUAAAGGAAGCAUUAUUGGAAACAAUGCAGUUGCAACAUCGAGAUCUCAGUGCAGAUUUAUAGGGUUUAAAAUGGGGGAGGUGCAACAUCAUGUUAUGAGUGAUAUAGCUAGCACCCAAAACCAGUUUGUAGAAAUGAACCCUUGAAAGAAACCUUGUUGCUGUGGUGAAUAGGGGAAAGGAUUGUUACAAAUAUGUUGGCUUUAUCUGCACUUCAUGAUUCAUACCAGAGAGAACUGUCAUGACUAAAGAGUGAACUUCACCCCAUCUUGAUAGUAAAUACGCACCGAGGCAAUUUGAAGAAAUUAGCCUCCAAGUAAAAUCUUAUUUGCUGGUCGAAAUGUGCCAGAUAAAUUGCUGACAUUAGCAGCCACCACAAACAUACAAGAAGUCAGAGUGCAGGGAAGCCGUAAUGCUGGUCUUAACGUGGCAAGAGAUUCUCACAAAUAAGCCAUCUCCACUCAAGACCAUUGGUCAGCUGUUCUCUGAUAGUAAUAAGUUCAAAUUAACCAGCUAACAUCCCAGACA